AUGGAAAAUAACCAAUUUGAUAAUGACUUGACCCUCAUGUCCUCCUUGACAAAUGCAACUAACCUCAACCGUCUGUAUAUGCAAAACAACGCGUUUGGAGGGACAUUUCAUGAGUUUUUCAGCAACCUUUCAAGUAAUCUGGCGUUUGUAGACUUGUCAAGCAAUCAGUUUUCAGGACAUAUCCCGAUAGACAUUGGGAAAUUCGUCAACUUGGAAGAGCUUAGGCUGAGCGGAAACCAACUCACAGGUAUCAUCCCUUCGACUAUUGGGAAGCUUUAUAAGCUACGAUAUUUACACCUGUCCCAAAACAGAAUUUCGGGUAGUAUACCCUUUUCCAUUGCAAAUCUGAGCCUUUUAACAGAGUUAAAUCUUGAUCAUAACAAUCUUAGAGGUAGAAUACCUUCAAGUGUUGCAAAAUGUCAAAGUUUGUUGUACCUUAACCUGAACCAAAACAAUUUAAUCGGUUCGAUACCUAAAGAAAUUUGUCUCAUAUCUUCCUUAGUUGUUCUAAACCUUUCUAGUAACAACUUGACUGGCGCACUUCCCAAAGAAAUCGAAAGCCUGAAAAAUCUCUUAUCAUUAGAUGUCUCUUUGAAUAAUCUCAAUGGUGAAAUUCCUAGUACACUUGGGAGUUGUGUGACAAUUGUUAACUUAACAAUGAAAAGGAAUUUAUUCCACGGGAUUAUUCCUUCCACUUUCAGUUCACUAAAGAGUCUUCAAGUUUUAGAUCUUUCGCGGAAUAAGCUAUCAGGUAUGGUUCCAAAGUACUUGGAAGGAUUUGCCUUACAUUUCUUAAACUUAUCGUUUAAUGAUUUUGAAGGUGCCCUUCCACAACGAGGCAUCUUUGAGAACGCGAGUGUAGAUUCUUUCGUUGGAAAUCCUAGAAUCUGUGGUGGUGUACCUGGCUUGAAACUUCCCAAUUGCAACUUCAGUCAUUCAAAGAAAAUGAACUUUAAGCUUGUUAUUUUAGUAAUAUUAGGAAUUUUGGGGCUAGUUGUUAUGGUUUGUGCUUUUUUCUUCUAUCGAUUCGAAAGGUCCAAAAGAACAUUUCCUUCAUUAGAUAACAAUCUAAACCAACUCAUAGCUAUGUCCUAUCAAAGUAUUCUCAAAGUUACCAACGGGUUUUCUACGAGCAACUUGAUUGGUGUUGGGAGUUAUGGAUAUGUUUAUAAGGGAAUUUUAGAAACGGAUGGUAAGCACGUUGCUAUAAAAGUAUUGAAUCUUUUACAAUAUGGAGCUAUCAAAAGUUUCAUAGCAGAAUGUGAGGCCUUGAGAAAUGUUAGACAUCGGAAUUUAGUUAAGCUACUUACUGCAUGUUCUGGUGUUGAUUAUCAUGGCAACGAAUUCAAGGCAUUGGUUUACGAGUUUAUGGCCAACGGAAGUUUGGAGGACUGGUUGUAUCCAGAUAAUUCAAGACCAAAUGUUCAGCCAAGAAGGUUAGGAUUUCUACAAAGGAUGAAUAUUGCUAUUGAUGUUGCUAGUGCAAUUCAUUAUCUUCAUAAUGAUUGUCAAAUAUCAAUAGUUCAUUGUGAUCUCAAACCAAGCAAUAUUCUCCUUGACAAUGAAUUGGUUGCCCAUGUUGGUGAUUUUGGAUUGGCAAGAUUCCUACAUCUUACUGAUGAAACCACUUGUAGAAUUCAGACAAGCUCUUCAACUUUUAAAGGAUCUAUUGGCUACAUAGCUCCAGAGUAUGGUAUGGGAAGCGAGGCAUCAACGCAAGGUGAUGUGUAUAGUUUUGGUAUCGUCUUGCUUGAAAUGUUAACUGGGAAAAGACCAACAGAUGACAUGUUUGGCGGCGAUUUAAGCCUUCAUGAUUUUGUUAGGAAUGCCAUGCCUGAUGGAGCACUUGAGAUAGUAGAUCCAGUUCUUAAUUUUGAAGAGGAAGAGAUAAGCAGAGAGAGGUCUCAAAUUCCAAGGUUCAUGAGAAGGCAAAAAAUGGUAGAGGGUUUGAUUUCCUUAUUUGGAGUUGGUAUUGAUUGUUCAAUGUAUGAUUCAAGUAAAAGAAAAAACAUGAAGGAGGUUGUUAGAGAGUUGUGUUCUAUAAGAGAUUCUCUUGUUGGUUGUACAAUAUGA
Molecule: messenger RNA, 2073 nt
Organism: Solanum verrucosum
Lineage: Eukaryota; Viridiplantae; Streptophyta; Magnoliopsida; Solanales; Solanaceae
Product: probable LRR receptor-like serine/threonine-protein kinase At3g47570
Exons: 2
Coding region: 1-2073 (690 amino acids)
Biological process (GO): protein phosphorylation
Molecular function (GO): protein kinase activity; ATP binding; protein binding
Source: RefSeq, a predicted model, not a curated record